Molecule: messenger RNA, 1866 nt
Organism: Heterobasidion irregulare TC 32-1
Lineage: Eukaryota; Fungi; Basidiomycota; Agaricomycetes; Russulales; Bondarzewiaceae
Exons: 1
Coding region: 1-1647 (548 amino acids)
Molecular function (GO): protein binding
Source: RefSeq, a predicted model, not a curated record
AUGAUAGACAGUCAAUCCCUUCAUUCGCGACGUGAAGCAAUUGAUUCUGAGAUCCGCGCAUUGAAAGCGCGCUUAGCCAUACUCAAAUCUCAACGGAACACCGUAGCUCUUAUAUCUCAGCUCCCGACCGAGAUUCUCACACACAUCCUAUCAUUGCUCCGUCUAGACGGCCGGCAUGAUUCGUCCAGAUUGAAAGCUACACAUGUCUGCCGACGUUGGAGAGAAGUCGCUCUUGCCUGCCCAUAUCUUUGGUCUGAGGUCACGUCUCUCCGACGCCUUAACGGUAUAUUGGAACUAAUCCGCCGAGCGAAGAACGUUGACCUCACUUUUGACAUCGACGAGACCUUUCCGACAACAAACGUCAUACUGGGCCAAUUGGUGACACAUAUCGGUCGUACCCAAACGCUGAAGCUCGAAAUCGACUACCGUAACUGGAGAUGGUGCAACUCUCUUCUGAUGUCAAAGCCAGCUCCGGCUUUGCAAUCGCUCCAACUGGUGUCCACAACGGACAUCGAGUACCAGCUUCCCUCAGAUAUGUUCAUGGGCACUUGUCCACCUUUACGCUCGCUAUCCUUGAGACGAUGCUUCGUCAAUUUUUCCUCCCCUCUGUUCCAUUGCGAGCUGACACAUUUAACAUUGAUCGACAUUUGUGCCUUUGUUGAUGAAGAAAAUGGGUUCACGAAAAAUUACACGACAGAGCUUCUCAAUGCCCUCAGAGAGUUGCCAUGUCUACUUGAAUUGCACAUAUCGCGGCCGUCGCCGCCGUGGGUUGUUGUCGAUAGCAACCUUGCCAGUCACGCCACCAUUCCCUUACCUCACCUGAAGCUCCUGUACCUCGAGGCCCAUGUCAACUACUGCAGCGGAUUGGUGUCCCACUUUGUCCUCCCUUACUUCACUCGUCUGAAGCUCAGUUCAGAACUGUGGGAGACAAUACCCCCAAUAGAAGCAACCGUCGAGAACGCCGCUGUAGCUGCUGCGACCCAAUUUCUACGACAAUACAUCGGGAACCUGGCUGGAGACACCAGAGUUGCUUCUGUUUGCUUUACAGACGGUUACCAACGUCAAGCCCCCGGGGCUACUCUCAAUAUCUCGCCCGUAGACCCAUCGUCUGACCUGUUUAACCACAAUUCGGUGUCCUCGUUACCGGGUAGUCUGGAAAUUUACCUGACUGGUGAGUCGCACUCACUUGGACAGGCUAUUUUCCGAGCAUUGGGUGCUAUACUUCCCCUUCACGAAAUGCGUUCCUGUUCUCUCGCUGGGUACUUCAACCAUGCGGAAGCAGACUGGUACCCCCUCAUACAGCAGUCGAAGAACGUAACGACGUUGGUAGUAGGCGGAAACAUGGUGGAUGGCUUUGCGAAGGCGCUAGCAACGCUAUCCCAGCAGGACCAUACCGUGCGUCCUUAUCCUCGGCUUCGGCAUCUGCGCAUAGAAAAUGCCGCAUUUGUUCGUGGCAGCCCGGAGUCAUUCUGCAGCGCACUGUGUGCAGGUUUUGACGACGGCCGCUCACUGGCCUUGUCGCUCCGAUCAUGCUCGAUCAAGGAAGCUCACAUCAGAGUCUUAAAGCGUCACUUUACGUCCGUAAAAUGGGACGGAUCGGAAAGCGGAGAGAGAUGGGGACGAGAUACAGACGAGGGCAAUGAGUAAAUACUAUAUAUGCGCACCAGUCACCCAGUCACUGACCAGCUGAAUGUCUGAUUGUGUCAUGAUUCCAUCACGCAUGCUUCAUGUCGAAGAUCGUAUGGAGCAUAUCCUCCGCUUGUCGCUCUUGUUCCUCCUUUUGUACUCUUCCAUGCAUGUACUGCCUCUUCGGCACACUCUAUGCCUCUUAUCGUUUACCGGUCAGCGAAAACAUCUCGUGAUAGU